CUUUCUUUCUUUCUUUUCAGACAAAAGACAGUAUAAUCUAAGCGAUUCUCUACACUGGCUCUGACCUGAACAAACGCUGAACAAUAUGCUAAUUUUCUGUCGACAUUUACGAGUAAAUUCUAACAAGCGAGUGUAGGACUACAUCAAGCAAGGACAUACAGCUUUCCCCUGACGUCGGUGAACCAACGGGGGGUUUCAGCCCUUAUUCUUUGUGAGCCACACAUUAUGGACAUCUCCUUGUGGAUCUGCUCAUUGGAACCUCAGGCAUAAGAACAAAAUUGUUUUCCCGGUGUGCUUCAUGCUUCGCCAAUAUAAUAUUAUUGUUGUUUAGUAGGUUUGAUGUAGACAACCAGAAGCACAAACACUGCAGCUUGGCAGGGCUUUGUUUUAUGGCCUUCAAACACGACCAACGAUGAAGGCGACAGCUUGCGACUUCUCUUCUCAUAACUUUGCUAUCCCAGAGUACAGAGAACAUCUCCCUUUGAUUGGAGGAAUUAAGAGUACAUUCAUUUAUAUUAAUAUUCCAGACAGUGAACGCACAUCCUGUAAACACUAAAAGUGCGCUUUGGAGAAUGUUGCAGCCAGUGAAAUGGAUGUGUUCUGCAAUAUUUCUGUAAUAGAGUUCACAUUAUCAGUUUUAUUUGAUCUAACAGCGUGAUAAAUUAAAAUGAAUUGAAACACUUAUGGGGAGCUAUGGCCAGGUUUGUGUUAUGUAUGGCCUGCCCAAUAAAAGUUAGUGGAUCAGUUAACGCAAGAAUGAUACGGGAACUGCCUUCUCUUUUGCCUUACCAGUAUUAUCUGUCUCAAAAUAUCUACGUGUUUAAUACUUAAUGCUUAAUACCUGAAAAUGGUUUAAGAGGGGCUCCUAAAAUUGAUUCUAGUAUUAAAAAGCUUUCUUGGCCCUCAGAGAAGUCAAAUAAAUCAAAAUUAGAUAUUGCGAAAGACUGAGCAGUGGAAUCUUUUGUCUGGUAGUUUUGGCAGCCACCUGAGGCUUCUGUAUCUCUGUGCUUUGUUUCAUUUAUGACGAAGACAAUGCCGCUAUAAAAGAAAACAGGGAAGCCGGAAGCACACUGGGGGUGAAUGGAAGCGAAGAGAUAAAGUCCUGAAACUACGGAGUCCCUCUUCCGGGUAUAAUCUCUGUACUAAGCUUUUCAAUCUCCACGUCUCUGUCUUCGAAAUGACCUCCAUUGUGUCCAGUAAGGUGAAAAACGUCAACAACAAGAACAACAACAAGAAAAAGAACAACAACGACAACAAAAAUAACAAUAUCACACUAAACAUCGCCCUGUCUGCUCAGUCUGUAAGGAACUUAACGGCAGUCGGGCAACACAGUCUUACUCCUCUACCUCACCGUUUCGAUAUGAAGGCUACGUGGAGAGUUCUUAUUUCUCCCUAUCUCGUCAUAUCGGACAUGGAUGUCCCAAGAGUCACACAACCCGCUGUAUCGAACAACAAGCAGAAAACGUAAUCACACAUUCGUAAACGCAAAAAGGAGUGUUUUGUUUAUCUGCCUCCGUCAACUGUUGGUCAGACUCAGAGAAAAAGGAAAGACUAUCUAUAAGGGAGAGAGAAAAGGACAUCCAUCGGUUACAGGUAAAGGACACACUGUCGGUCAGAGACCAUUCGAGAGAAAGGAAACAACGUCUUUCGGAGAUAUAGGGAAUACCAUUUUACCACGAUGGCCACAUUCCGAAUCGAGGUAGAAGACAUCCUCAUGAUCUCGCUAUUCGUUAACGCUUGCGUUGUGCUCCAGCUGUUCUCGAGCCGAGCGAUAGAGCUGCUACUACGGCUCCUAAAGGGACUGAGUUCAAAGUCCCGAACGCUGAGGGACCUGGACAUGGACAGACCAGGCUUUCUUGGCAGGGUACUCGUCGAACAUACAAGUCUAUGGGUUUUGUCAGUGCUGGCCAUCGCUACCCUCAACUACACUUCCCUGACCACCAUGCCAUUCGGCCACCAGCCGAACCCUCAUCCAGAGUUCCUCAUCAGCCUCACUCUAUGCGGCAACACAGCGCGCUCUUUACUGAUCGCCGUGCGGAUUGCUCUAGCCAGGGAUGUCAUCUUCAGUAAGACCGACGCAAAACGGAUGCGCAAGACACAUGACCAAACUGGCAAUAGAAAGCUGGAUUUUUUCUACGCCGUUUUCAUCGCAGUCUCAUGUUUACUAUGUCUGGGGUUCAAGGAAAAUCUUUUUCUUGGUAUAACUUCCCCUCUCAUAGAGCUGGGUGCCACCCCGUUGGAAUGUUGUCGCAUGAUAAGAAUGGCCAAAAACCACAUCGGUUCGAACUCGUAUCGUAAAACUUCUAUCCUCUGCUUCGUAAUGACUGUCGUCAGCCGACUGGGUCUGCCAAUAUUAUUUUUUACAUUAUCCUUACACCAAGAGUCCCCUUUCGUCAUGGGCAAAGUGUUAGUAGCGUGGUAUUUCACCAGCGCCAUCAUUUACGUAGUUUUCAACAGUUUGCUGCUUUACCAGAGUGUGAGACGUUUGUGGUCGUCUGUUAAAAACACAAUCCCUCUCCCAACGUCUACCCAUCGUCCAUACCCCCCACCUCAGCCAUUUUCUAUCUACGACUAUCCGGAAAUGCUUUCCAAUGACAUUCGUGAUUCCGAGGAUUGCACAAAAGAGGAUGGCCAAAAAGCCGUGACUCCGUGGUACAAGAGUUGUGACUACGUUUUCCUUCGUUCGUAUGAUAAUCGUAAUGUCACGUGUGUUUUAUUCGGGGAGGAAGAGGAGAAAUCCAACGCUUUCAAGCGAAAAGAGACGUCAAAACAUACUCUUCUGUUCAAAUCGCGCCGUCCUUUUGAGUCGGCGACUGACAAACUCACACCAGAACCACCACUGAGGAAGACGUCGUUGAGUUGUGAUACUAUAGAUAGCCAACAAAGUGAUUCUUUACUAGAGAGCUCAGACUUCUUGAAUGUGGAGGCGUCAGGGAAUGCGGUGUCUACUGUAGACUUCACGAGUUCUGAGAAACAGAGCCUUGACACCAGCAACGCUACACAAAUUGUUGACAACUAGCUUCCGAUUUCCUUGUAUUGCUUUUCUUUUUCUUCGUUGUCCUCCAUGUCUUGAGCAUCAGCAUCACCAUCACCCACACCAUCACCCACACCAUCAUCAUCACCAUCACCAUCACCAUCACCAUCAUCAUCAUCAUCAUCAUCAUCAUCAUCAUCAUCAUCAUCAUCAUCAUCAUCACGUUUACUUAGUUCACAUCUAAAACUGAUUCCCUUUAAAAGACUGGACUUGUUUAGUUGGCUAGUAUUUAUUUGUCAGAGUAAAAUAUUGACAGACUGUAGGUCAGUAUCUCCGUUGUUGCUACUCAAACACUGCGCUUAUGCAAACUGUUUUGUACUCAUGAAGAGAAAGAUAAGUUUGAAGUCUACGGUGGUUCUUUUUCCUGUAUAAUCGUGCAGGAAACACCGUAACGUUUGUUUGUCAAUUUGCUUUUUUGUAUUUACCUACUGUCUCAGACUCGAUGACCACAAGAAGACAAUAAAUAAACUCUUCAGUUUUUGCGCGGAUCUGUACCAAAUUUGAAAGAAAUUAUGUUCGAUCAUAUGGACCUCAUAAUCUAUGCUCAAAUUUGAUCUGGUUGAACGAGCACUGCUGCAACAGCCUUGUCUCUGGGUAACCCAGAAAAGGCCUUUUGUGUCAGAAAAUAAGCUGGAUCCUUUCCACUAAAAAGUUUCAAGUCUGUUAUUGUGGGGAGUAGGGGUUGAUUCCAGAUCUAAGUUUAGUGCAUCUUCUGAAAGAGCAAUUUGAGGGGCUGGUACGUACAUUUCAAAGAGAGGGAACGUCUGCUGUAAGCCUUUAGGAAUGAGAUAAAGCAUUAACAUAACAGUGCUAAAUGAGGAAUAUAUUGACAGGUCGCACGUUGGUCGUGACAACUCCAAAGAAUUCUACUCGAAGGUGUAGGGGUGAACUAGGCUUGUCAAAGUCCAUGGCUAACAUAAUCUUAAAAACAUGGUUUGAAAUUAAGAAAGCCACCCGAGACAAUACUUCAGAGACAAAAACAAUGAGUGCUUGGGAUUUUAAGACAACGGAGAGAGAGUGAGAAUUUUCUAUGGUCUGUUUCGUUAGCGAUGAGGCUCAUAUCUGCGUGAGUGAGAAGGUUAAUUCUGGGUAAUGAGCAUAUGAAUGACAAGAUGGUGUGAAUGAGAGAGACUUUUAGACUAUAAAGAAGCAACAGCAUGAUGAAUACCUUUAAGCCAUUGAAAUUUCACAGAGCCAAUAUACACAGAUUAUAAUUGCAGAUUCAUCAUUUGAAUCAGUUAUGGCAGUCCAUAGGGUAGUUCUGCAACUUUGAGGCAAGAGGUCAGCUAUGGUUUAUGCAGGAUGAGACAGGCCUUCACACUGCAAAACGUGUUUUAACCCGCCUGACGGGGCGUUUUGGAGAUCGUGUCAUCAGCGGCUUAAAGAACAACCACGGAGCCUACACAGUCCAGUUAUGAAAAGUGAAAAUUCCAAAACAUUUAGGAACCAAGAAAUCGAAACUUAGAGUACCACGUCGCAACAAUGUGAGAACUCUACACAAUAUACUUGAGUCAGUACAAGUAAAUGCAUUGCGUGUGGAGAAUCUUUUGGGAAGACAACAUUUUUAUUAUUAUAUUAUGUAACUGUCUGUCCGGAUGGUUCCUUCGGGUUUCUACCAAAGGACUUUGCUGUACAUUAAGCUCUCACCCAGAUCACGGUGGAUAUGGGGUCCUUCUUCCUUGUCAAGGCAGCAAUUGCCAAUCAGACGUGGACACGUCUCUCUUUAAAUUGAAAAGCGUUUUAAAAAAAAUUAUUUACCUUUUUUGAGGCCUUCGAGUUUGGGACACCAUGUACCUGUGAGUAAAUGUGUGCCCGUGGAGUGCAGAAGAGAUAGAUAGAUUGGUUGAUAGAUAGAUAGAUAGAUAGAUAGAUAGAUAGAUAGAUAGAUAGAUAGAUAGAU
Molecule: messenger RNA, 4934 nt
Organism: Aplysia californica (California sea hare)
Lineage: Eukaryota; Metazoa; Mollusca; Gastropoda; Aplysiida; Aplysiidae
Exons: 2
Coding region: 1679-3019 (446 amino acids)
Source: RefSeq, a predicted model, not a curated record